Molecule: messenger RNA, 1086 nt
Organism: Impatiens glandulifera
Lineage: Eukaryota; Viridiplantae; Streptophyta; Magnoliopsida; Ericales; Balsaminaceae
Product: cytochrome c-type biogenesis protein CcmE homolog, mitochondrial
Exons: 1
Coding region: 66-848 (260 amino acids)
Biological process (GO): protein-heme linkage; cytochrome complex assembly
Cellular component (GO): plasma membrane
Molecular function (GO): heme binding
Source: RefSeq, a predicted model, not a curated record
AAAAUAACAAUGGUAUGCUAAAACCCUGAAAGAAAUCUUCAAGCUUUCUCUCUCUAGAAAAUUCAAUGGGCUUCCGCCUUUGCUCCCGAAUCGCUUUCUCUCGUCUUCUCCAGCACCAGCCCACCACACUCUUCACCGCCAACAGAUCUCCGUCCCUAAUCGCUUCCUUACGAUCCCAACCCAAUAUCUUCGCUCAUGUUCGGUCAAAUCCCGGAGACCUACCUCUCGGUCUCCGGUUCUUCUCCACCGGCAGGCGCCAACCUACGAAAUCAGGAAAAAUCGACAUCGGAGCUCGCGCGCGUCAGAUGCAAAAUCGACGGCUUUGGACAUACGCACUUACCUUCAGUAGUAUUGCCGGCUUCAUCGUCAUUGUUCUAAAUCAAUUUCAAGAUCAGAUGAUCUUUUAUGUUACACCAAGUGAUGCUCUUGAAAAGUAUAAUUCGAAUCCUUCUAAGAACAAAUUCCGACUUGGUGGGUUGGUUCUCGAAGGUAGCGUUGCCCAAUCGACUUCUUCCCCUGAUAUGGAAUUUGUGAUCACGGAUUUAAUCACCGAUAUAUUAGUCCGAUAUCGUGGCUCUUUACCAGAUCUAUUCAGAGAGGGGCAUUCAGUUGUAGCUGAAGGGUUUGUGAAACCAAUUACAGAUGAGAUUAAGAAAGAUGUUACAGUAAAGAACGUUUCGGAAAAGGCGAGGAAGCUAGAAUGUUAUUUUUCAGCUAUUGAAGUGUUGGCUAAGCAUGAUGAGAAAUAUAUGCCUAAGGAGGUUGCGGAGGCGAUUGAAAGGAACAAGAAGAAGAUUGCGGCUGGCGAGACUGGGGAGAAUGGGGAGGAGAAAGAUGACAAGAAAUAGACUUGUUGAUUUGGUACCAAUUUUGGCUUGAUAGGUAUAAUUCUUUGGACACACAUUGAUUAUAGUUAAAGAGAUUGAACUCUGAAUGAUGGUGUUCUUUUUUUUCUUAUUUAAUAUAAGGGUUUCACUUAUAUGUUGUUGUAAUUGCGCGAUUGAUCAAUUGAUUUUCCUCUCAUUUCUUGUUAAUUCAAGCAUGAAUAAGAAUGCUGCUGAGAAUGGCGGCUGAAUUUGACUUCAA